UUGAAGAGAUAAUAAAAACAAGAUGAAUAUCAGAGUUAUUAUUUUGUUAUAUAUCAUUCUACAUACUAAUGCCAAGGACAAUGAUUUUAUUAGUGAUUAUUUUGCAUUUAAAAAUGUCAAAAAUAUUGUUGGAUUUUCGUGCGGUGAUGCUACAAGUAAUUUUAAUCUUUUGAAAAAGCUGAAUCAUUUAGGAACCUUUGCUAUCAUAAAAGAUUCUUAUUCAAAUCCAGACAUAAGUUUGAUUUUAAACAGCGAUCAUUGGGCAGUAGGUGUUUUCGUAGAUCUACGUUGUCGUAAUGAAAGUCUCAAUUAUAUUUUUUCUGAUAGCUCGGAACAUCGCAUGUACAGCUAUUUAUAUAAUUGGUUGAUAUUAGGAUCAAAUCUGAAUGAAAGCAUAUCGAUUUUGAAUGACACAGCUUACAGCAUGGCAACUGACGUAGUUGUUGCUAUACCUAAUAAAAAUGGUUAUGAAAUGUAUGAUGUAUUUAAUCAUUGCAAAUAUCGAGGUGGUUCACUAAACGUCCUUAAAUAUGGCACCUGGAAUCCUCAUGGAAAUUUGACUAUUUAUUUGAAAGAACCAAAAUUAAUCAGAAGAGGAAAUUUGAAUGGUUUAAGAUUGAAAAUAUCUGGUGUAAUUCAAUACAGGCCUAAAAAUAUGCGAUUAGUUGAUUACAUGAAAGAUGUCAAUACUAGAUCCUUAGAAAGUAUGCACAAAUUUGUAUACGCUAUGAUAUCACACACUGGUGAUCUUUUUAAUUUUACCAUACAUGCAGGAGAAAUAUAUUAUUGGGAUAGAAAUAGUAUACACGGACGAAUGUUUGAACUUUUAAAAGACAAUUAUAUCGAUAUUGCCAGUAAUCCGAGAGUUAUGGUAUCCGAAAGAUUAGAAUUUGCUAGUCUGAUUGGUGCAGCUUGGCCAGUUCGACCUUGUUUUAUGUUACUUUCAACCCCAACGAAAAAAAUUAAAUUAGAUUUGUUCUUGAAACCUUUUACGAAAGGUAUUUGGGAUUCUUAUGCACUUUUCAUGAUUAUUUCUAUAAUCAUCGUUGGAUUAAUAUUGAAACGUGAAAAUGUGAAAAGUGAAAAGGGUUUUGGAGCUGUAGUGCUAACUAUUGGUAUCAUGGGCCAACAAGGAGCGUAUUUAUUUCCUAGAAGUUUGGUCGGUCGUAUGGCCGUGGUACAAAUACUCCUUUUCAGCUGGAUGAUGUACAAUUAUUAUUCCUGUAGUAUUGUUUCAGCUCGUUUGAGUGAACCCUUUGAUAAAAUAGAAGAUUCUGUUGCUGUACUUGCCGAUACGCACAUGCGUAUUGCUGCAGAAGCUGUACCAUAUUUAAAUUAUUUAUUAAAAAAAUGGAAUUGGGAAUCAGAUUAUUUCAGAAAAAAACGUUGGGAUCCAUUGCCGCAAUCAAAAAGAUAUUUGCCCAUAGAAGAAGGUAUCAGACAAGUUGGGCAAGGUAUUCUUGCUUAUCAUACAGAUCCCAACACUGCUUAUCCCUACAUCGAAAAGAUGUUUGAUUCCAGUCAGAUAUGUCAGCUUACGGAAAUUCAUCUCUUCAAGGAAUCAGUCAUGGGAAUGUAUUCCAGUCACAAUGCUCAAUUUUUGGAAAUUGCGAGAGUUGGUUUGAUCAAAAUGCAAAGCAGCGGUUUAAGAAGUCGGCAAAUUAAGUAUUGGUCCUCGAAAAAACCUCAGUGUCAACAAGAUGCUUUAUCUACGCGAAGUAUUACUAUUUAUGAAACUGCAGCAGCCUUCAUUUUACUCUCAUUAGGUGUUUUAAUUUCAAGUGGUAUUUGUUUAAUAGAAAAUAUUUAUUUUUAUCGAUUCACACGAAAAUUUACGUCAGAAAGAGACAAUUCUAGUCUAUCGAAACAAAGUAGUAAUAAGACAGAUAGCACUAAUGAAUUACAAUUACUUAGUAUUUGAUUUGCAAAAAUAUUAUAUUUUACUAUAACUCAAAACUACUACUUGCAUAUUAAUAUUGUUUCGAUGUUACCCAAAUGAUUAGUCCAAGUAGAAAUAAAGGAUAUUAGAAAUAAAGAGAAAUCGAUAUUGUGUAAUGCUAACUGUAGUUUUUUUAAUCUACAGUGAAUUCCAUUAGUCUGUAGUACUUAUACUAAAUAAUAAGUCAUUUUUCCUAUGUUCGAUUGAAGUCGUGUACGAAACUGACAGAACGUCACAUGCAAAAUAGAAAACCGACUUAUAGACUUCUAUCGUGAAGAAGAACAAAUACGGAAAGUCUAGUUUGUAGUUCAAAUCCUAUUUUCGUUUUGUGUGCACACGUAUUUUAAGAAAAAUUUAUAACAAUGUAUAUUAAAAAUGUGCUUAUUAUUCUUUUUUUUCAUCUUACUUUUGCUCAAAAUAAUGAAAUCAUUCGAGAUUAUUUUAUUUACAAAAGGGUACCCAUUGUCGUUGGAUUUUCCUGUGGGAAUAUUACUAGUGAGUAGAAAUUUA
Polistes dominula (European paper wasp) is the source of this 2449-nucleotide messenger RNA. RefSeq names its product ionotropic receptor 75a. The record is from RefSeq and is a predicted model, not a curated record. NCBI's taxonomy places the organism in Eukaryota, Metazoa, Arthropoda, Insecta, Hymenoptera, Vespidae.